This is a messenger RNA of Acanthosepion pharaonis, 882 nucleotides long. The record is from the annotation of a GenBank genome assembly. NCBI's taxonomy places the organism in Eukaryota, Metazoa, Mollusca, Cephalopoda, Sepiida, Sepiidae.
AUGUUUGCAUUAUCUAUCUAUCUAUCUAUCUAUCUAUCUAUCUAUCUAUCUAUAGCAGCACGUUUUUCUUUCUUUCUUUAUAUCUUUCUUUCUUUCUUUCUUUCUUUCUUUCUUUCUUUCACUCGCAGUCUUUUCAUUACUAUCUAUCGAUCGAUCUCUGCUUGUCUUUCUUUCUUCCUUCCUAUUUUUUUUCUUUCUUUCUCCUGCAGUCGGUUCAUUACUAUCUAUCUAUCUAUCUAUCUAUCUAUCUAUCUAUCUAUCUAUCUAUCUAUCUGUUUAAUCAAAUCUAUCCCAAACUGUUCAUAUCUAUCUAUCUAUCUAUCUAUCUAUCUAUCUAUCUAUCUAUCUAUCUAUCUCAGCUUAUCUUUCUUCUUCCUUUCUUUCGCAGAAGUGAUGCAGUCAAUCGAGAAAACUGGUUUGUACGAACUGAAUAAAAGCGAACUUACUUUUGGUGCCAAAACAGCCUGGAGGAAUGCUCCGCGGUGCAUCGGGAGAAUACAGUGGUCAAAAUUACAGGUGUUUGAUGCUCGACAUAUAAAAACGGCACGAGGCAUGUUUGAGGCAAUUUGCAACCAUAUAAAAUAUGGGACAAACAAAGGAAAUAUCAGGUCAGCAAUUACUAUUUUCCCUCAAAGAACUGACGGUAAACACGAUUUCCGAAUAUGGAACGCCCAAAUUAUCCGAUACGCAGGCUACAAAAACCCUGACGGUAGCAUCACUGGAGACCCCGAAACGGCUAAUAUUACCCUAUCUAUCUAUCUAUCUAUCUAUCUAUCUAUCUAUCUAUCACAGUCUGUUUCUUUUUUCUUUCUUUCUUUCGUUCUUUCUUUCUUUCUUUCUAUCUAUCUAUCUAUCUAUCUCAUUCUACUCAUAUAUAUUUAA